AUGAGUGAAGCCUUGAAUACGAAUCCAUGUAUUAAUUCUGAAGCUCAUAAGGCACUUCAGUAUCUUCAUCGACGCUCAACAGAGGACGAAGAUUAUGACGACGAUGAAGGAGAUGAAGUUGAAAUCGAAGUCGAAGGAAUAACUGGAUUUGAAGAUGAUGGUGAAGAUGAAGAAAUACAACGAAUUGUUAAAACAAAAAGCGAUAGUGCUCUCACCUCACAACACUUCGCUGAUCAACUAAACCAUCCCAUAUGUUCACCAAAGCCCACAUUGUCAUUAAAUUCUCGUCCAUUCUCUACUAGUGUUGGUCAUGGUGCUCAAUGUAUACUUAGAACUCCUGUUGCUUCUCCCGUGAAACAUGAUGAUCGUAAAGUUACUCAGAAUACGGAUAUAUACGUUACUCAAAUGUACUAUGGCGAACAUUCUGCAACUAGUACGAGCACACACUCAAAACAAUCGGCGGGUCCUAUCCGAAAAUCAAACGUGCAUUCUCAGUCUUUCAACUCAAAUCAGCCUUUUGAUGAAAGAAUUGACUUUUCUUUCAAAGUGCGUUCGACAAGAGUCAUUUUUGUUAACAAUGACGGUUACCGACGUGCUUGUGAAUUAUUCCGUUCUCGUAAAAUUGUAUAUGAACCCACUCGCAACUACCCCGAUAUUUGGUCGUUUUGUUUAAAUUCACGAACUCUACGAUUCUAUCGUUUAUCUGACUAUGAGCCAAUCAAAGCUGAUCUUUCACAAGAAUUUCAAAUCCCGCAAACACAUCUAUGCCCAUACAGCCUAUUAGCCGAAAAGGAACCAUACUGGUUCCAAUUUGAAAAACGACCAGACUUUGAAGACAUGUUGUUUAAUAAUAACGUUGACGCCGAAUUAGUCGAUCCGACCCCAAUUACAAACAACACAAUACUGGGUAAAAUCUUAUUCUGUCGUGAGGUUCAUCUGAAUCUGUCUUACGGUGCACUGACAUCAAUGAACGAUUAUUAUUAUCAUCCGGAAUAUAAUUUUCAAAAGUCAAACGAAUGGAAAUUAACUUUUCGAUUAAAAAAGUUCGAAAUUGAUCGAUUAGAGGAGAAGAAAGUCAUCGAUGGCAAUCGGUAUACAAAAAAGUACAGAAGAUCCGUCAUACCAGCUGAUUUAAUCGAUCGGACAGCAAUCAUUACCGUUAAUCAACUAGGCUUUACUGUUUAUAUUUGUAUCAAAGGAAAUGUUCAUGAAUUCACUGGAGUAUCUCAUCCAAACAGUCAUUGCCUGGAAACCGAACGUUCUUCAUCGUUCAACGAAGAUUGUCCGAUAUUUUCCACAGUAUGUAUACACGCGUUCGUAAAGAACAAUCAAUCGCAUGCGAGCAAUUAUUAUGAAAAAUAUCGUGCGCUUGGACAGGUGAAAGAAUUGUUUAAAUAUUUCCUGGAUUUUUUUUAUGCCAACCAAAUUUCGGUCUGUUUUGCAUCCAUUAAACAUCAUCGCGGAUGUUUAACUAAUCUCCCUCAUUUGUCUGAUCAACUUACUGAUCCUAUUCAACUUUAUGCAUUUUCAAUGUUGAGAAACGUUGGUUACCGUACAGAACAGAAACUAUAUGAUCUGCGAACUCUACAAACUUCAUUACUUAACUUAGUUGGCAAUGACAAUGAUAAAUUUUAUCGUUUAUGCCUUUAUUUAUUCCGAAGAGCUACAGAAUUCCAUUUCUUGGAUCUUGAAUAUGAAUUGAAACAAGCAGAUAAUGAGUAUCGAAAGCAAUUAGAACAGUGUCAAGCGGUCAAUGAGACCAUGGCUACAAUUCUAUCGCCACCCAGAACAAAUUAUGCAUAUGUACCGUCUAUACGAAUAACGCCAACGACAAUUCAGAUUCAUCCGUUCAAACUUGUAAAACUUCAUCGUGUCAUUCGAGACAUGAACUUCAAGGAUCCAAUGAGUUAUGCUUUGGUUGAAAUACGAGACGAAGCCAAGCGAGCACUAUACGCACGAGAUUUUCGUUCGUUACGAGACAGGUUCGGACGUAUUUUAACCGAAGGCAUCCGAGUGAAUAAAUCAAGAUACCAGUAUCUUCACCAUUCUAUGUCACAAAUCAAAGAAAAGCAAUUUUGGUUUUUGGACAAGCACUAUUCCUUGGCUGAUGUCUUAGUAUGGAUGGGAGAUUUCAAUAGCGAAAAUGUUAUUGCCAAACAUGCUGCCCGAAUAGCGCUGUGUUUUACGUCAACUGAUCCAUCAAUUCGAAUUCCUGCUGAGCUGGUCACGUACAUUCCUGACAUUGAAACACAUGAUAAGCAGUAUUGUUUUACAGAUGGAGUUGGCACUAUAUCACAAACACUGUGUAAAGAGGUACAAAAAGCUAUGGGUCGACGCUUCAUGCCUAGUGUUCUGCAAAUUCGAUAUGGUGGCUGCAAAGGGACGCUUUCUGUCGAUCCUACUCUAGAUGACAAGCGCUAUCAGCUUGUUAUCCGGGAAUCGAUGCGAAAAUUUACUAGUGAACACGAUCAACUGGAAAUUUGCAAAGUCUCAUCGCCGCGUGCACUUCAUCUUAACAGACAAAAUAUUCUUCUUCUAUCAAGUCGGAACAUAUCCGAUUCGUAUUUUCUGGUUUUACAAAACGAAAAUCAUCUUUGGCUCGUCCAGGCUCUACUUUGCUCAUCGAUUGCAUUUGAAUUACUGAACGAGCGUGUUGACUCGUCGUAUUUCAAUUUUCGUGAUAUAGCCAAUGCGAUCAACCUGGUUGAAGAACCGUUUUUCCUUCAACUGAUUAUCACCUGUGGUCAUGAUUGCGUAUCGAAAUUUCAACAACGAGCGAAAAUCAAAGUUGCAAAAGACAAAGCAAGAAACAUGUUUGGUAUAGUGGAUGAGUAUGGCGUUCUAGAAUACGGACAAGUGUUUAUACAAUACAGUCAUAUCAAUGAUGAAAAAUUAGAGUCAUCCGAUAAGCCAGCGGUUGUUCCGCCAAAAGUUUUAGAUAAUGUUCAAGUAGUGAUAACGAAAAAUCCAUGUCAUCAUCCAGGAGACUUACGAACAUUCACAGCGGUCGAUCGAAGAGAAUUAAGGCAUCUUGUUGAUGUUGUAGUCUUUCCACAGAAAGGUCGUCGACCGCAUCCCAAUGAAAUAUCAGGCAGUGAUCUCGAUGGUGAUGAGUAUGCAGUCAUUUGGGAUCCAGAUUUGGUUCCGAAAACGGAAAAUGAUGUACCAUAUGAUUAUGAUUCUCAGGAAAAGCCAAAAAAAUUUGGCCAACAUAUCGAGCGAACAGAUAUUAUUAACGUUGUUCUUGACAUAGCUGCACAGAAUUUAACCGGUGAUAUGUCGAAUACACAUUUGGCAUUAGCAGAUAAAUUAGAUCCACGUCAUCCUAAAGUAUCGAAAUUAGCUGGAUUGAUUUCACAAGAACUUGAUGCGCCAAAAACCGGCAAGCAUCCAAUAAGUAGCGAAGAAUUAAAUGCCAUUCGAAAUGAAUUACUUCAAGGCCUUUUCCCCGAUUUUAUGAUGAAAGAACGUUAUAAAUCGUAUUCAUCUGAGAAAACAAUUGGUCAAUUGUAUCGCUCGGCUCGUCGUGCUAUUAUUCGUUGGUACAAAGCCACUCGGACACAUUGUAGUCUGCGUCAUUUACAUUCCGCACAAUUGGAUGACGAACUGUAUCACGAAAAUCAUCCUCCUAUAUCGAAUGGACAUUCAUAUCAAGAUUCUUCUAGCAGUGAAGUAUACUAUGAACCAUCAUUGAUUCCCGAUCCUCUCAUUCAUCAUCCGCUGUCUUACAAGGAGAAAAAGUUCGCUACGACUCUUUUUUCACAGUAUCGUGAAGGCUUGCGUAACAUCAUAAGUGUAUUUAAUUACCAAGAUGAAAUCGAUUUGUUUUGUCGAUGUGAGCCACUCGAUCAAUUAGCAUCAGGAAAACAAGAUUUAAACAUAUCAGCUGCUCUUGAAUUACAACGAUUAAUCGAUACAACUCGCCGACAUUUUUAUCGUAGUUUCGAUCAAUUAGCCGACGAUCCGAAUUCUCAGCCGCCUCAUUGCGGGCCAUGCACGCGCGAUCACUCGUGUGAAAAAUGCAAAGAAGUCAAAUUAGCCAGAGCAGCUGCUUGUUACAACGUUUGCUACACGACUGCUGCUCGGCAAUCAACGAAAGCUCGCUCUCGCAUAUUAAGCUUUCCUUGGCUAUUCAGUUCGUUUCUUAUUGAACUGAGAAAAGAGAAUAAAAAAUCAAACAAUUCUCCAUCGAAGCAUAUCGUCAUUGGCCGUGCCAUGCGUAAUGUUGCUAAACGAUUAUUGGAAGAAAACGAUUUGAAAUUGAAAGUCUAUAUUGCACCGUAUGCCGAAGAAGGUCAUCUUUUUCUUCGUACCAUCAAAUCAACUAGCAGAAAAACGAUCAAACCACUCAACGUGGAGCCUGAUAUACAAACAAGUACCAUGUGUUUAAUCAAGAUUUUAUUUAUCGAAAUUAUGAACCAUUGGAUACAACGACAGAAGAUUUUCGGUGAUCCUUCAUCGAUAUGUCGAGACAAAAAGCCGAUGAUUAGAGAAAUUUGCUGGCAUCAAUUACUCCAAUGCUUCAUUCGAAAAGAAGAUGAUUUAGACCUCAUCGAUCCUUUCGAAGAACACAAAAUUGUCUUUCAAACAAACCAUCAUCAUAUUCAAAUGACCGAACGUUAUACAAAGUUCAUUCAAAAUCAAACAUCGAUUCACUCAUCAAAAUUCGAUACUGCUAUGUAUGAGUAUUCCGUAACUCUGAUACGCGUCUGUUUCCAACUUGCACGACAAUGCCGAUCGAAUGAAUAUGCAUAUCUAAGCGAUUAUCUUGUCCUAGCUUUACAGUCGGUUGGAAUCGAGAAAGAUUUCAAUGAUAUUAUCUUUGAUCUUGAUAACUAG
Adineta ricciae is the source of this 4839-nucleotide messenger RNA. NCBI's taxonomy places the organism in Eukaryota, Metazoa, Rotifera, Eurotatoria, Adinetida, Adinetidae. The record is from the annotation of a GenBank genome assembly.